Messenger RNA from Callorhinchus milii (elephant shark), 4617 nucleotides. RefSeq names its product cyclin-dependent kinase-like 5 (gene cdkl5). Gene Ontology annotation, biological process: positive regulation of axon extension; protein phosphorylation; regulation of dendrite development. Gene Ontology annotation, cellular component: nucleus; dendrite cytoplasm. The transcript is spliced from 19 exons. The record is from RefSeq and is a predicted model, not a curated record. The coding region runs from base 264 to 3311 and encodes 1015 amino acids. NCBI's taxonomy places the organism in Eukaryota, Metazoa, Chordata, Chondrichthyes, Chimaeriformes, Callorhinchidae. Gene Ontology annotation, molecular function: ATP binding; protein kinase activity.
GGGAGGAGCUGAGGUCGCGGUGACGCGGGAAGAUGGCGGCUCAGUAGAGAGUCGGCGGCUGCGGAGGAGCGGCUUUAGCGCCUCUCACGACCGGUGGGGAUACAUUGCGGCUAAGUUAUGACAAGCAUGAAGAAUGUGAACCUGAUUAGCUGGCCCUUCUGGUGUAAUGGACCCUGUACAGUACCUGCCUGCAGCAAGCUCCUUUUUAACAUCAAUAACCAUGCUAUGAUUUGUGGCCAACUGUGUCAGAGAAAUUUGUCUUCAUGAAGAUUACUGACAUUGGUAAUGUGAUGAAUAAAUUUGAAGUCCUUGGAGUUGUAGGUGAAGGAGCCUAUGGAGUGGUACUAAAAUGCAGGCACAAGGAAACAAAUGAAAUUGUGGCCAUCAAGAAGUUCAAGGACAGUGAAGAAAAUGAAGAAGUUAAGGAGACAACAUUGAGAGAGCUUAAAAUGCUCCGUACUCUGAAGCAAGAAAACAUUGUUGAGCUUAAAGAGGCUUUUCGAAGAAGAGGAAAACUAUAUUUAGUCUUUGAAUAUGUGGAAAAGAACAUGCUUGAAUUACUUGAAGAGAUGCCAAAUGGCGUUCAACCUGAGAAAGCGAAAAAUUAUAUCUACCAACUAAUCAAAGCAAUUGAUUGGUGCCAUAAGAAUGAUAUUGUCCACAGAGACAUCAAACCAGAAAACCUUUUAAUAAGCCACAAAGAUAUGUUAAAGUUGUGCGAUUUUGGAUUUGCUAGGAACUUGUCAGAAGGUAGCAAUGCCAACUACACAGAAUAUGUGGCCACUAGAUGGUAUCGUUCACCUGAACUAUUGCUUGGAGCUCCAUAUGGGAAAGCAGUUGACAUGUGGUCUGUGGGCUGUAUUCUUGGUGAACUAAGUGAUGGACAGCCCCUAUUUCCAGGGGAGAGUGAAAUAGAUCAGCUUUACACAAUCCAGAGAGUCUUGGGACCAUUGCCACCAGAGCAGAUGAAGCUUUUUUAUAGCAAUCCACGUUUUCAUGGACUGCGGUUUCCUGCUGUCAACCAUCCUCAGACUUUGGAGAGAAGAUACCUAGGGGUUAUUAAUGGAGUUACACUAGAUCUUAUGAAGAAUUUGCUGAAACUAGACCCAUCUGAAAGAUAUCUGACAGAGCAGUCUCUGAACCACAGUGCUUUCCAGACUCAGAGACUGUUAUACCGAUCUGGUGGUACUUCCCCUUCUCGGUCAAGUAAAAGGAAGCCUCAUCAUUCUGACAGCAGCGGAGGAUCAAACAGAAAUCACGGAAGUAAAAAUGCAUCAACUCGAGCAGACAAUAGAGACCAACAGAAUCUAGGUGUUAGUUUUAAACGGGGAGAUGAGAGCCAUGAUGGUUUUUCUAAUGGAAGUUCAAUUCCACUCAGUCCAAGCCUUAUUCCCCAUCAAGACUAUCAACAUAGCAAACGGAACCUCUCUGGUAACAAGGAAUUAACUAACAAUAAUUUGUCACAUAUUCCCAGCCCACGACUAACCUCCAAGGAAGUACAUUCUAAAUCCAAAACUGAUUUCAAGGCUGAACAGAAGACUGCAGAAGGCCCAGGUGCAAAAUACUUAAAAGCGAAUACAAAAUCUGAAAAGAACAGGCACUCAUUCAUAGACAUGCCCCCAAAUAAAACUGGAACUUUGCCAAUGGAAAAGCCAAACCGACACAGUUACAUAGAACCAAUACAAGGCUCUGUUACUCAGCAGCCAAAGAACUCAGCACUUUUAACACCAUCAAAAACUUACAGAACACUGAGUGACUCUCGGUCAGUCGGAAAUCUUAGUGAAAUGAGAAUGCACGGGGAGGACCCAAGCUCCAAAUAUUUCCCUUCUAGCUGCUUGGAGCUCAAUGCCCCCAACAAUGUUACACCAACUGGACCCAGUGAAAACAGGUCACCACAAAAUCCAGCAGCGCUUAGUAAAGGACUGGAAACUCGCAGAUCAAUCACAAGACACUCGACAAAUGAAGAUGAGCUAAAGGUCCCUUCUGGCCAUCUUGAGGGAGUCCAUUCUCAUUCAAUAUCAGCUCCACACGAAUCUUUCCCUUACGACCUGAACUAUCCUAGUCCUUAUGCCUCUAAGCCACGCUCCCAGAGACGUUCAUUGUAUAUACCACGGAAGCAAGGGUCUGAGAGUGGCUCUGGAGUUAUGGGGCAGGUGCCUGUCAGAACAAAUAGCCUGCAGAUGUUAUCUCCUCAAAUGCAACAUGCACGGACAGCUCUUAACAGAGGUUCUGUUGGCUCCUCUCGUGAAGACUGUGCAGAUGUCCCUGGGACUGAACAGGCCUUUCCAGAUGGCAAACAUAGCAGACCACUGAUCAAAGACUCUACCCGGGACAAUGCAAUGCCAUUCCAUAGCCACCAGCAUCAAAUUGAGCCUGGAGGAUAUCAUGACUUGCAUUCAGAAGAUGGAUUAUCCACAAAAGAAAAUAAAUAUGUGUUUUCUGAAACAGUUCCCAGGGACAGACGUGUAAGGAGUUAUUACGAUGACUAUUCUUCAUUGGAGGGAACGUUUGAGCGAGGUCCAAUCAAUGUACCAAUGGCCAGUAAUGCUAAGUCAAAACAUUCAAAAAGACAUACAGCUUUUGAUCUUUGGAAAAGUACAGAAAAUCUUAACAUCAAUCCUCCUGAACCAACUAAGGAAAAAGGAAAGGGUUUCUUCAGAGCAAUAAAAAAGAAAAAGAAGAAAUCGCAAACGACUGAAAACAACGAUGGAGAAAAUCCAAGUAUCAGAAAAUCCCUCUUUCCUCUUUUUAAUGCAAAGAAUCAUUUAAAAAAUAUCUCUUCCUCAAGAAAACUACCUGUAGUCAAUCUUCCCAUGAUGCCUAGCGGGGACGGUCAGGAUCGCUUGGCGCUACAAAAAGCUAUAAAUUCCCGUCAGAACAGAGAAAGAGAUUGGCCUUCAGACAAGAUGGAGGAAGUUCCGUCUCAGAAACACCCCUUGAGAUCUCUGCGAAAGUUUCUACAGCUUCCUAUUUCAUCUAACCACUCUACUCCCUCAGAUGUGCGCUUUCAGCCGUUGCCAAACCAGCUAGCCAAAUCUUCCUUCGGUGAGGGCCGCAUCCAUCCUGGACAGACUCAUAACAGCAGUUUCAGACAAGAUUCUCAAGGAAAACAUAGAUCAACCUUCCAACUACCAGGUCAAAUGGAACCUAUCUGGCAUGUGCUGCCAAGCGGCAGGACCGGAAAUGAUGGAACUAUGAAUUCUGACCCGAUGACAUCUAAAUCCAGUCAGAAUGAUCAUUCUCUACAUUUAAACAGAACAGCACGCCUCAGAAUGCCAAAUCUAAAUGAUUUAAAAGAAACAGCUCUGUAGUCCUACUUCCACAUUUUCAUUCUCAAGUAUAAUAGUUUCUCUGUGCAAAAUGGUUUGAACAGUUCAAGACAUGCAGAAUUGUUUUGAAGUGUCUAAAACAUUUGAAUUCUAGUACCUAAUCGCUGUACAGAAAUAACAAAUGUCCACAUUAGUUUCUAACAAAACUCACAAUGCAUAUUGUGCUGGGAUUCUGAUCAGUUUAGCAGUUUGUAGUUAUAGCAGAUGUUUUAUUUGUAUACAGUAUUUGUUAGGAGAGCAAUUGGGGGUUGUUCAAAGUACCAUGUUUUGAUAGAGCACAAUGUCGCUAUCUACCAGUACACAGUAUAUUUGCUAGCUGGUGAUGCUUUUACAUGUUUGGCACACUUUCUUGGUUAUAUAUGUUAUAUAACGUGCAUUAUAUUUCAGCAUAUUAUGAGAAUUUCACGAGAGAAUUUUAGUAGUUAUUUAUGUUUAAUGAGUGGGCAGUAAGUUUGUCAAGGUUAAUGAAACCAUUUUAUGUUUUGUAUCUAAUACAGAAUAAGUACAGAGUAAUCUCUAAAAAUAAUAUACAUGGGAUAGCUUGUAGGCCGGGGCUUGCUGGAAGAUUGUACAGUCCUACCCACUUAUUUCAAACCUGUUUAUAUUGACAUCCUGCUUAUGUUGGAAAAAAAAGAUUGCAGUCCUGCCCCUUCCCCACAUAGGAACACAUUAAAUUUACUGCGUAUGUCGAGGUCGACAUAAACUUUGGCAGCUUACGUCACACUGAGCACACUGGAGCUGGAUCCUCUAAACAACGAGUCCAUUCAUGUCAACAUCCCACUUAUGUCGACAAGUUUCCAGCAGUUCCGCUGAUGUCGACAUAAGCAGGUCGGACUGUAACACAUUCAAAAAUUGUGCUGGGAUUAGGACCAGUUUAGCAGACUGAAAGAGAACAAAAUCAAGGAGUCAGUGUGGUCUGUUAGAUUCUUGAAGCACCCACCAACCAAGUGCAGUGUGUUUGGCUAUCUACUGUUUGAUCAUGUUGGAUUGUGUUGAACAACCGGAUUCUAUCGAAUUGUGAUAUGAACCGAAGUAUUAUGGUUUAAACUAUAGGGUUUUUAUGGUACUUAACGGGGAAUAGCAGAUCAUGUUUAUACUCUUUAGAGAGCACCAGAUGACAGGGAGUUUUACAAGGCUGUACCAUAUUCUAGGGGCUCUUUGACAUUACAAGUAUAGCCAUGAAAGUCUAAACCGUUAUCCAGAUCCCUAGUGUCUGGCAGCCUGUAAGAGCAUUAUUUUUUAUGCAAUUGCAGCUUUUUAAAUAAAAUUUAUGGUUUCUCUGCCCUUC